AUGUCAUUUGAUAUCGAGAUAUCCACCUCUUUGCCAGCAUUUAAGAACGUCAAGAAGCCUUUUACAUUUCAAGAUCUCUUGGGUGAACUUCGCAAUAAAAUUUACGAGCUUCUACUUUGUGACUUCGAAGAAGUGUUGGUUCCAUGCCAAUUUUCUGAUCUACCGUCGCCUGAUCAGGUGGCUAUCACCAGACACCAUAUUCAUCCUCAGAUCUUGAGAACAUGCCGACAAAUGUACCAAGAGGGCACAUAUUUGAUGCGAAUGAAAAACCUCUUUGUCAGAUUUGAGUGCGAAGUCUCACCCUACCAGAGUACCCUUGCACUUCUAGAGAUCAAAGUUCCUUUUCUCGUACCCGACCCGUCCACUUCAAGGGACUUCAAAGGAACCUUCUUGACCCACAAGAUUUGUUAUCGGAACUCUAGAUCACGCCCUCAACCAAGUGCGACCUUCAUCCUAUUAGCACGUCAUAUUCCCGAUCUGUGUCGAGUAUUGUCUAAAAUUAGAUGGAAAAUCAACCUACAUGACGAGAAUGUCAAGCACAUUGUGACUCUGACCGAUCCCUAUGCGGAACAGAUCUCUGGAUUCUCUGCCUUGUUCGGGUCGGUAUAUGCAUUAUUUUCCCCACCGAGAGGAAUCGAAUCUUUCUUGACUCGAAAGAAACAAGAAGAACUCAUAGCUCCAUACCGCACCCAUCUGAAAGCAUUCCCUAACCUGGAGUUCAAUGGUGUAAUACCUAAAGAUUUACAAAAAAUCGCGACAUCAGAAAUCGCUUUAAUGCCAGAGGUGUACAGCGAAAAUCAGAUACAAAUAUUCGAGGACAAUAUUGAACACAUGACGGAUCAGGGACAAAUAUUCUUUGUUGAGAAAAGAUAUGUCAAAGCUAUUAGGGUAUGGGCUCAGUGUCAAGAAUUGAUAUUCAGUCAAUGCUCGGGCAAGCGAGGAGAGCGCUUACUCAAAGGGUUAGGAGUGGCAUCUCUGAAUAAUGUCGCAGAUAUACUUUUUCAUAUUGCCUGUAUGCGCGCGGAAACCACACUUCACCUAAUGAAAACAAAGUGGAUAGGAAACCACGAGAAGAUAGUCAUUGAGGCGACAUUGAUAGCCAAGGCGGAAGAGGACUACAAUACCUGGCUAGGGGAUCAUAAAGAAGAGGUGACUCAUAUAUACGACGGAGACAGAGAUGCGAGGAUGUUUUUCAACUUAUCGAAGAUAUUUCAACAGUCGGGUCAUCUGGAAUGGGCGAUUGAGUCAAUCGUGCAAGCUCGUCGUAUAGAUCCCAAUGACUGGGAAUUCGUUGAUGAAGAGGCUAGGGUUCGCUCGGCUAUCUCCAAAGAAUUUAGAAGAAAGUGGAUACCAAUCUAUGGCACUUCAUACGCAAUUCUCAACCCAAAACGUUUUUUGGAUAUGAAAUUCACUUUUUAA
Molecule: messenger RNA, 1419 nt
Organism: Botrytis sinoallii
Lineage: Eukaryota; Fungi; Ascomycota; Leotiomycetes; Helotiales; Sclerotiniaceae
Exons: 1
Coding region: 1-1419 (472 amino acids)
Molecular function (GO): protein binding
Source: RefSeq, a predicted model, not a curated record